AAGCACUCAUGCAGAAACUUCCUAUUUAUCUAUCAUCAUUAAUUACCAAACCCAGUCUCAGGCUUGGAUAACACCAGGGACACCAGGGACAUUGGUUCAGCUCUAACCAGGAUGUAUUGUUUGUGUGUUACAGGAGGCACCAGGGACAUUGGUUCAGCUCUAACCAGGAUGUAUUGUUUGUGUGUUACAGGAGGCACCAGGGACAUUGGUUCAGCUCUAACCAGGAUGUAUUGUUUGUGUGUUACAGGAGGCACCAGGGACAUUGGUUCAGCUCUAACCAGGAUGUAUUGUUUGUGUGUUACAGGAGGCACCAGGGACAUUGGUUCAGCUCUAACCAGGAUGUGUAUGAGACACAGAAGCAUCGAGGCCAAGCUCAGAGACUUUUCAAUGGCUUUCAUGGACUGCAUGAUCAACCCUCUACAGGAUCAGAUGGAGGAGUGGAAGAGAGGAACUAACACACUGGAUAAGGACCAUGCUAAAGAGUACAAGAAAGUUCGGAGUGAGAUCAAGAAGAAGUCUUUAGACACUCUGAAGCUACAGAAGAAGGCAAAGAAAGCUGAUGCCCUGGGUAAGUGUGUAACAGACUGGUGGUCUGUCUGUUAG
This is a messenger RNA of Salmo salar (Atlantic salmon), 603 nucleotides long. NCBI's taxonomy places the organism in Eukaryota, Metazoa, Chordata, Actinopteri, Salmoniformes, Salmonidae. The record is from RefSeq and is a predicted model, not a curated record.